This is a messenger RNA of Bursaphelenchus okinawaensis, 3411 nucleotides long. The record is from the annotation of a GenBank genome assembly. NCBI's taxonomy places the organism in Eukaryota, Metazoa, Nematoda, Chromadorea, Rhabditida, Aphelenchoididae.
AUGACAUUUGCUAACAAAGUUGUGAUUAUCACUGGCUCUAGCAGUGGGAUUGGCAAAGAAGCCGCCUUAUUAUUUGCCAAGAAGGGAGCUAAUGUUGUUAUACAUGGUCAGAAUGAAGAUCGUCUAAACGUGAGUUUUUGCUAUAGGUUAGGGUAGGGUAGGGUAGGAUAGGAUAGGAUAGGGUAGGGUAGGGUAGGGUAUGGUAGGGUAGUUUGAAAUCGUUUUAAAAUUUAAAAAAUUGAAUUUUAGGAAACAGCCAAAGAAAUAAUAAAAGCCAGCUCAUCCGACAAAGUUUUACUGAUAACCGGUCCAAUCCAAAACGAAAAAACCUGGAAGACAAUCGCUUUCGAAACGGUGAAAAAGUUUGGUCGAAUUGAUGUUUUGGUCAAUAAUGCUGGGUCAAGUAACUCUGAUACGAAUCCUAAGAGUUUGGAGUGUUUACAGGCUUGCAUCGAUGUUAAUGUUAAGAGGUAGGUUAACAUAAAAUGACAAUUUUUUAUAUAAUAUUAUGUAGUACCAAUUGUAUGGUACUAUAUGAUACUAGUUAUAUUGUACUAUACAGUACUAUUUAUAUAGUACUAUAUUGCAUUAACUAUACGAUACUAUGUAGUACUGAUUGUAUGAUACUAUAUAGUAUUAACUAUAUGAUACUAUAUAGUACUAAAAUUUUUCUUGUUUUUUGGCUAUAUAGUACUGAAUUUUGAGAGCAGCAUAGAGUAAUAUAUAGCUCUAAAAAUUUUUUAGUAAUGUAGUACUGAACAAUAAUACUGUAACAAAUAAAAAAUUUUUCAAUACCUAGUAUAUACUAUAUAGCACAGUAAAAUAAAAUAACAUAAAAAAAUAUGUUCAGUGUCAUCGGUAUGACAGAAGCCUGCAUCCCCUACCUCAAGAAGACCAAAGGCAAUAUAAUCAACAUCUCUUCUGGCCUAGCCACAAAAAUAGGUCCAGCUACCCCAAUGUACGCGAUAAGCAAAGCAGCACUCGAACAUUAUACUCGUCAUGCUGCGUUUGAGUACGCUGAGUUUGGAGUACGAGUGAAUAAUGUGGCUCCAGGCAUAACUGAGACUCCAUUUCAUACUCGAAAUUCGAAAAGCAGUAAUGGAAGGAUACCGUCUGGACUAGAAAGUGCUGCCAAGAACGUUCCUUUGCAUAGAAUGGGCUCAGCGAAGGAAUCAGCUCAGAUGAUUGUCUUUGCUGCUAGCAACAGAUGCAGUUAUGUCACUGGGGCUACGUUGCCUGUCAAUGGCGGGCUUUUACUUUUGUAGAUGGUAUUUUGAAUUAGAUAUGGUAUAUGCACUGCAAAGUUUGAAAUAAACAUUUUUAUGAAAUAAGAGAUGGAAUAGAGCAAGAAAAGGUACGACAGAACAAGGAAGAGCUGUGAAAGACAUGGCAGAGCUAGAAAAAGAAAGACUUUAAAAGGCAAGGGGCUGAAAAGCAAGGCAAAGCACGAGAAAGUAAGGUAUUGCUUGAUAGGACAAUCAGGGCUUGAAUAAUAGGACAGGGAAAGGCAAUGCAGAUAAAACAAAGGCAGGGCACUACAAGACACGAUAGAGCGUGGAACGGCAAAAAAGUCUUUACAAUGCACGGAAUACCAUGAUAAUAGGGCAAGGCAAGGCAAGUCAAGGCAAGGCAAGGCAAUUAACAUUAAAUUCUGUUUUUUACUUAGCGUUCUACACUGGUACAGACGGUCGUUUUCCUACCCAUUUUCCUAAUACCUCUGUGAUCAUACUUCCGGCUUUUGUUACUACUGUACCUACUAUUAUAUAAUAAUCAAAAGGUUUAUAACUCAUUAAUAUCAUGCAUGAUUAUUUGCAAAAUGUUAAUUUUAAUUAAAGUUUAUGUUUACAUUUUAUUUUUACACAACAUUUUACAUCAAAGCAUAACAUCUUUAUCAUGAAGCGACGUUUUUGUAUAAAUACACCAUCUCUUUGUUCAAGUUUUAUUUCUUCUUCCAGUAGGCAAGUAUCGUUGAGAUGGUAAGCUAACUUUUCGAGGGAGUUAUUUUUAUUUAUAGCUUAUUAGCGACUAAUUCUGACAUGUUUUGCUUUUUUUAGAAACAUUAGCUUCUUGUCGGCACAUUGUUGUGCCUUGCCAAUGCAGAACCAGCUCCAUUAACAGGCCGAGCCUUGGUAGAUAGUAUCAACAAAAAAGGUCUAUUCGAAGCCGUCUACGAUCCAGAAGCUUUGAAUACAAGAACGCUAGGCUUAAAAAUUGAUCCUAACCGUGCCGUUCCGAUCAACAACUUUGGUUUUAGCAACGACUUUCCAACAGAAUUCGAUGUAGCCACGAACUGGCCAGAAUGUGCUGAUGUUGUGAACAAUAUUAGAGAUCUCUUGGUUUACUUCCCGAUCGAAAUCAAAAGCUAUGGAGAGCAAGUUCAUCCCCUAGUGACGAUAUUCCAGAUGAGUUUGAUGUAGCCACUAACUACCCAGAAUGUGCUGAUAUUGUAAACAAUAUCAGAGACCAGUCAAAGUGUGGAAGCUGUUGGGCUGUUAGUGCUGCUGGGGCAAUUUCCGACCGAAUUUGUGUUGCCACUAAUGGAAGUGUCAAGGUUUCUAUUUCAUCGUACCAAGCUGCGGCUUGUGCUGGCGGUGAUGGGUAAGAGAUAAUAUAUUACUUUACCGUACCUUAUAUAUUUUUACACAUUAUGCAUAUUUGCCUUCUAUUCUGUGCUAAUCUUUAGUAAGAUAUCUCUAUUUACUUUGGUAUAUACAUCUAUAUUUCCCUGUAAUCUUACUAUUAUAGUUGUAUUGCAAGUACGAUAGAUGCGGCAUUCGAUACAUUUAUAACUAAUGGCAUACCAACCGGCUCAGAAAAUGACAAGAAAGAAGGCUGCCAACCAUACCCAUUUGAGCAUUGUGCUCAUGGCCCACAUUCCACAACUUAUCCUCAAUGUUCUUCGUUACCUGCUUAUAAAGCUAAUCAAUGUUACCAUACUUGUCAGCCAGGUUACAACAAAAGCUAUGAGGAUGAUUUAUAUUUUGGUACUGGAUAUCAUAGCGUUGAGUCUGAAGCAGACGCUCAAAAAGCCAUUAUGGCCAAUGGUACACUUAUUUUAGGCUUUAAUGCCUACGAAAGCUUUUUGUACUACAAUUCUGGUAUUUAUAAGGUAAUAACUGCUUUUAAGUUUGUAAAGUAGCCACAAUUUUUUUACAUUUAAUUUUUUUCAUAUCAUAAUAUCACACGUUGCAAAAAUUUGAACAUUUUUAGCCUAUAAGCGGCGAAAAAUAUUAUGGUUGGCAUGCUGUGCGUCUGAUUGGAUGGGGCGAAGAAGGCGAAAGCAAAUACUGGAAGCUAGCUAACAGCUGGAACGAAGAGUGGGGCCUUAAUGGAUUCUUCAAAUUGGACAAAACGGAAACGGUCAAGAUUUUGGCUGUUGAUAUCGAUACUGAACGUAUUCCCCAACAUUGA